AUGGGUAGCCUCAAACCAGACGGACCGCGAGUUAUCCGCCUCAGCCUUGAGGAGCGGCUGAAAGGGACCUACUCAUUGGCCAAUCUUCAAAGUGCCUUGGAGGGACUUCAUCAGGAUGGCCUCUUGGUUCUGGAGUCCGCGGUUGGCGUUGAUCAUGUCGACCAGCUCAACACGUUCAUGACGAACGAGACAGCUUCAAUCUUGAAGGCCAAGGAUCCAGAUGGGACGUUGAAAGCGUUUAAUCAGGGUGUCAAAUCGAAUAUCCUUCAUGGCCCACCCGUCAACAACGAGAGUCUCCUUUUCAACGAUGUAUAUUUCAACCCAUUCGUGAUCCAAAUCGCCAAUGCUUACCUCGGGUCGAGACCAAUCUCUAACUUCAUGACGGGCAACAACGCUCUACCUGGCACACAUGGGCUGAGGCAACCCGUUCACAAAGACAUUCGCUUUCACCAUCCGUUGGCACCGUUCUAUUUCAUUGCGAACAUCCCUCUGUGUGAUUUCGGUCCCGCCAAUGGUUCCACGGAAUUUUGGUUGGGAAGUCAUCAAAAUACCACGAGCUUUGAGCAGCAAGUAGCAACAGCUGCAGAUGCUGAUGAAUACCAAAUGGAGGGAGAUCCAAUGUGUGCGCUUCGUCCAGAAGUCGUCGAGGCUCGUCGCAAGAUUCGACCACCUAUUCAACCCAUCAUCAAGAAAGGUGACAUAGUGAUUCGAGAUCUCAGGCUCUGGCACGCAGGCAUGCCCAACGAAACCGAAACCGAAAGGAUAAUGAUCGCAAUCGGCUACCAAGCACCUUGGUACCCUAACCUGCGUCAACGACAUAUUUUGCCAGUUUCACGGUGCAAUUUCUUUCAAGCUGCUGGAGGACAACCGGUUGAGCUUCGUGCCAAUUUUGUGUCUGAUGCGGAAGCAGAAUCAGCCAGACACAACGAGACCUUUGACUUCCGACCAAGUAUGUAG
Molecule: messenger RNA, 957 nt
Organism: Rhinocladiella mackenziei CBS 650.93
Lineage: Eukaryota; Fungi; Ascomycota; Eurotiomycetes; Chaetothyriales; Herpotrichiellaceae
Exons: 5
Coding region: 1-957 (318 amino acids)
Source: RefSeq, a predicted model, not a curated record